This is a messenger RNA of Ustilaginoidea virens, 813 nucleotides long. RefSeq lists its product as uncharacterized. The record is from RefSeq and is a predicted model, not a curated record. The transcript has a single exon. Bases 1 to 813 code for a protein of 270 amino acids. NCBI's taxonomy places the organism in Eukaryota, Fungi, Ascomycota, Sordariomycetes, Hypocreales, Clavicipitaceae.
AUGGACGAGCUCUUGCAGUGCGACCUGCUUCAGCAGGUCCUGGCGGAAACGCAGGGAGAUCCCCCCCCGCGCCCGCCCUCGCCGGAGCACAAGAACAAGCCCAGCAACCAGCCCGGGCCCGUGGCCCCCUUCAGCUUCAGCGGCCUGCCCCCCGAGAUCCGGCUCAGCAUCUGGGAGGAGGUCUUUGCCGGCUGGUCCGUCUGGGCCGUAACCUCCCACGGCGCGCGGGAACCCGAGCCGCUCCUGUACGGCCCGCCGAACCGGCCGUUCCUGACCGUGACGCCCGUCGGCCACGCGCCCGCCCUGUGCGGGCUCGUGUGCCGAGAGGCCCGGGAGCAGCUGGCCAAGAGCUACGGCUCGCCGCUCCGCGCGCUGAGCUUCGCCGCCAAGGACAGCGGCGUCUACUGGGUCAACAUGGACCGGGCGGUGCUGUACCUGGGCAACGCCACCAACGCCGCGGGCGUGCUCGACGGCUUCGCGCCCGAGGAGCUGGCCAAGGUCCAGCACGUCGUCCUGCUCUGGGACAACGCCUCGCCCGCCCCCGUGUGCCCGCAGCUCGCCGCGUCCUGCCCGGACCUCAAGACCAUCGUCGUCCAGCGGCUCGAGGGCCCGGGCGCCAGCGCCGCCGCCAGGAAGUAUCCCCAGCCGCCGCCGGCGUCCAUGGCCCCGGCCUGCCUGUCGCUCGUCCGCUCCUCCGGCAAGCAGUCUACUCUGAUGCAGCUGUACGCCCAUUACUUCGGCUCGCAAGUCCUGGUGCACUUUGCGAAGCCGCGCCCGAGGCUGCUGGUGCUGUCCAUAGAUGUCGCGUCGUAG